Candidula unifasciata is the source of this 729-nucleotide messenger RNA. The record is from the annotation of a GenBank genome assembly. NCBI's taxonomy places the organism in Eukaryota, Metazoa, Mollusca, Gastropoda, Stylommatophora, Geomitridae.
AUGGCGGACACAGACCAGAGGAACCGGGUGGUCUUUCUUGGUGCCGGUCGUGUUGGAAAAACCGCCAUUCUGAAACGGUUUCUGUUCAACACGUUUUCUGAAGACUACAAGGAAACGGUAGAAGAUCUCUAUGUUCGGGAUUACAAUGUCCGGGGAUCUCUCAUCAAAGUAGAUUUCUUGGACACAGCUGGGAAUUUGACUUUCCCGGCUAUGAGACGCCUUUCCAUCUCCACCGCACAUGCCUUUGUUCUGGUGUACUCCAUCACCAGUUUGGAGAGCUUCGAGGAGGUCAAGAAAUUGUGGUCGCAGAUACAAGAGGAGAGGUCCAACUAUCAAGAGCUUCCAUGUGUUAUUGUGGGUACAAUGAUGGAUCUAGAAAAUGGGAGACAAGUGGAAAAGUUCGACACGCUGAACUGGAUCUACAGCAACGGAUUCACGGGCGGAUUUGUCGAGGUCAGUGCCAAAGAAGACGAAAACAUCGAGGAUAUUUUUCGUCUGCUUUUGGACCAGUCUCGAGGGGAAGGAGGACACAUAGGGCCAAUGAGCCAGGUGUUGUCCUCACGCAGACGCAGCGCCAAUUCCUUGGAGGAGAGCGAGCCUGAAAAAAGUGAAGAGUGGGACAGCGAUGCUCGAAACUUUAAUCGAAGCCGCAGUCUUGUCAGAAGAGGAUCUAAGCCUAAAGUUAAGAGAACGCACCGUAGAGGCAAGCACGACUGUCGUGUAUCAUGA